AUGAACAUUAGUGAUAGAAGACGUAUUUUGGGGCCAUCAAAUGCUAAGCUCUUAACUUUUGAUAAGAGUGGCCCAGUAGAAAUUGAACCAAUAUCUAGCUCAUCAGUUCCAAAUUCUACUUCCAUGUAUAUUGAAAAUGGACUCAUUUGUAAUGCUAAUGGUUCGUCAUAUCUGGAAGUAACUGGUAGUACAUCGGAAGCAGACCGCACGCUUAUGUUGACGUCAGUAUACGGGCCAAGACCUUCUCGUGGAGCAUUCAAUGCUAAGGCGACGUUAAGUGUGCAAUUCAAAGAGGUUACUCUAGAAAAGAUACCAGCAGGAGAGCUCAAAGAACUCUGCAAUUUUUUGUCCAACGUGUUUAAUGCAGUAAUCAAUCUGGAACGCUAUCCCAAAUCCGGGAUUGACGUUUUCCUAAGUUUGAUUCACAGCUCCAAUGGGUCACAGCUGUACGAGCUAGAGUCAAUAAUAUCCACAUGUGUCAACGGGAUAACGUUGGCGCUAAUUGACGCUGGCAUCGAGAUAUUCGAUACGGUAAGUGCGGGAAUCUAUGAAAAGCAUAUAGUAGCAUUUGUCAAGAAUGGUACUGAGAUCGUGGGUUUUUGGAAGGGAAAAGACAGUGCUUCGGAGAGUGAAGAUAUAUUGAGCAUCAUCGAACAGUGCAAACUAGAUUACUUAAAAAAUAGAAAGGCCAUGGUGGAGUAUUUGGUACGAUGCAAUGAUAAAGAGGACCAUCUUCAGCAUGAGGUAACGAAACAAUAG
Messenger RNA from Lachancea dasiensis, 759 nucleotides. The record is from the annotation of a GenBank genome assembly. NCBI's taxonomy places the organism in Eukaryota, Fungi, Ascomycota, Saccharomycetes, Saccharomycetales, Saccharomycetaceae.